Molecule: messenger RNA, 3387 nt
Organism: Paramisgurnus dabryanus
Lineage: Eukaryota; Metazoa; Chordata; Actinopteri; Cypriniformes; Cobitidae
Gene: adgrg11
Product: adhesion G protein-coupled receptor G11
Biological process (GO): adenylate cyclase-activating G protein-coupled receptor signaling pathway; cell surface receptor signaling pathway
Cellular component (GO): plasma membrane
Molecular function (GO): G protein-coupled receptor activity
Source: RefSeq, a predicted model, not a curated record
GUGGAGAGGGGCGGGGCGUCUCACGGUGAGUGUUGUUGGUGCCCGCGGGAAAAGAUGUUUAAACCGAGCUGCGGAGAACCGAUUCACCCAGUAAGAUGAAUGAGUCCCCAGACAAAUGACUGCAGCUCCUUUGAUAAAUCAGACGUGACAUCAUCGCUUUAAGAAUGUGACGCUUCAUUCUGUGACAGUGUAACUGUUCUCUGGACAGCUGGUUUGCAUGUGAGAUGUGAUUAACAAAACAGAAAACCACAGCAGUAUGGAGGAAAUACAACAUGCAAAAAUGAUGUACUGUUUGUGGCUGAUGAACGGACACGUACGCAGCAUUCUGGCAGACUCUUCACCAGUGAACAGAUUCAGAAGGGAUGAUGUGGAUCACUUGUAAAAUCUUGCUCAUUCUUCAUGUCAUAUAUAUAUCUUGCCAUGGAAAGAACAAUAAGGACAAAAUCGUCAUACUGGGUACAGAUGGAUUCGUUGGACAAAAGAAAAUUGAUGAAAAAAGUUUAUUGGUUGUUAGUUUAUUCAACGCAUCAUCCAAUACAUCAUCCAAUACAUCAAUGAGUAAUUCAUUCAAUACACCAGUCUGUCCAUCGGUCGGUACACCAGUCUGUACAUUGGGCAGUAUACCAGUCUGUCCAUCGGUCGGUAUACCAGUCUGUAUACCAGAUGGUAUACCAGUCUGUAAACUAGACAGUACAUCAGUCACAUUCGUCGGUACACCAGUCUGUAAUUCAAUCCUUAAAUCAGAUGAUCCUGGUGUGUCUUUAUCAAAAAACUUCUCGUACCAGCUCACUGUAAACAGAAAUGAUGCACCUGCUAUUAUCUGUCUGAGUAAAGGUCCAGAAUUGACAGUUUUACCCAACAGUACCCAACCGGAUUAUGUUUUUGGGAACUCUUCUUAUACAAAUUGUAAACUGUGCAACUGGAACACCCUUAAUACUUCAUAUUUACUGCAACUCAACAGGACUAAUAUAACAUGCCUGGAUCCAGAGGAGAUAUGUAAAAACUCACAGUACAACACAAAUAACUGUAGCAGUGAUGAUAAAACAAACAUUAUCAUGAUCCAUGAAACAGCUACUUGUUAUAAGUGUGGGAAUCCUUUUCAGCAGCUAACUACCAUAAAUACUUCAAACUCAUUUAAAGAUAAAGAGAUAAAUGCUGGAAAGGCAGCUGAGACCAUGAAUAACAUGUCCAACCUGUUGUCUCUGAUGGGGAAUGAGAAUGCUGUAUCUGUGUCUAUGGGUAAUGUUCAGGGUGUUUUAAAGAAAAUUCAGAAUGAAAAAGAAAUCACAACAUCGGCCCUUGUCUACACUCCAGAUAAAGGUGUCAGUAUUUUAGAUGAUCCAAACGCAAUGGCAAGUUUCAACUGUUCGUUCACUAUUCCAAAAGAAGCCACUGGGAAAGCAUUCAAUCAAACCAAUGGCACAUCUUUUCUGGCUGUGUUUCGAUUUCCUAACAUGACCAAGGAUAAAAACGACACUGAAUAUUUGGAUAAUCAAGUUUAUGCAAUUGAUAUGGGGACAAAAAUCUCCAAUCUAAAUGACACUAUCAACUUAACCUUCACAUAUAAACAGGAUAAGGUUCCUCUUUGUGUAUCAUGGGAUGGAAAUGGAAAUAAACCAAACUGGACCACAGAUGGCUGUAACACUUCUAUGGUCGGAAACAAGAUAAAAUGUUCAUGUACUCACUUGACUUUCUUCGCUGUGCUUAUGAGUCCUCUAGAUCCUAUACCUUACCAAGACCUCGUCACGCUCUCCUACAUCACCUAUAUCGGCUGCGGCCUGUCCAUGUUCUUCCUGGGCGUCGGCCUCUUCAUGCACUUCCUCUUAAGGAAAGCGAAGGCCAGUGAUUCAGUCCACGUGUUAAUAAAUCUCUUUGUGGCACUGUUCCUGCUGAAUCUGUCUUUCCUGUCCAAUGAGUAUGUUGCACGCACGAAUAGCAUAAUCGGCUGUCGGAUCAUGGCUGGGUUUAUGCACUACUGCAUGUUGGCCAGCUUCACCUGGUUUGCCGUGGAAGCCUUUCAUCUCUGUCUGCAAAUGGCCAAACACACGAUUCGCAUCCAGGAUUAUGUCUUAAAGAUAUCUGUUGUUGGAUGGGUUCCUCCUGCUAUUAUAGUGACUAUCAUUUACUUCCUGGGCAAAUACGGUGCGAAGACCAUAGAGACCGACACAAGCAACAACGCCACAAUGUGCUGGAUUUUAGACAACACCGUCCACUACGUGGUGAACAUCGGUUAUUACUCCUUUGUUUUCGUCUUCACGUUCGCCACCUUCAUUGUGGUUCUGAGAUGGCUCUGCCUGUUUAGGAGCAAAAGAUGGCAGAAGAUGGAGACCAAACGCCCAAAGACAGGUUCCUCUGACAUUACCACCAUCAUGGGUCUCUGCUGUCUGCUGGGUCUCACCUGGAGCUUCAGCUUCUUCAGUUACGGAGCUAUGCGCUUGCCUUCGUACUACAUAUUCACCAUCCUCAACUCUUUUCAAGGAUUCUUCUUAUUCAUAUAUUACAUCAAAUCGAGCAGCCUCUUUGGAGAUCCUGAUCCCUCAGAAAGCAAUGUGACAACAAGUGAGGACACCAGAACAGAAAAUCCAUAUGAAACCUAACUAGUUUGCCACAUUUAGUUAGUGAUGUUUAACAGAGUUAGAGUUAGCUGUAUAAUAAUGUUGUUUAAGUAGAAAGAGUUUAGAUAAGUUACUAUAUAUAAUUUACUUGUAUUGUAGAACUGUGUUAUAUUUUUCUUUUUACUCUGUAUUAUGUUAUUGAAACACAUAUGUUUUUUAAAUAUAUAUAUUUAUCUACAGCUAAUUUCUCUUUCUAGGUUAAAUAUAUGUUACUCUUAUAUGUAAUGUUAGGCAAAACAGCUGUAAGCUAAUGUUUUAUAUCUAUUUUAAUUUUAUUGUUUAUCUAUUCACCUGUCUGAUGUAUUUUAUGUUUUUGUUUACAUUAAAUGGUAUGGGCUAUAAACUUUUUAUGACCUAUUGUUUUUAACCAUACAAUUAUUAUUAUUAUUAAUUAUCAUUAUUGUUUGCCAUUUUUUUUGCAUUUAUUUGACUGUUUACAUAUUUUUGAUCCAGUCUGUGAAAACCCAGCCAAAAUAUUUUUGUGUGUGAUUUACUAUUUUUUUUCUACAUAAAAUCAUCCUACAUAAUAUAAAGACAAUUCUGUAAAUUAACCUUGAUAUAUUUUAUAUUGACUAAUAUCAAUGAUUCAUAAGCAAACAUUAUUACUUUAUUAAACUUAUAAAAGAUAUGAAACUUUAUCUAGGAUUUCACAGAAAGGGUCACAGUUUAUAUCAUGUUUAUCAAUAUAUUUUUGUUUAUUUCGGUGAAUGGAACCCAUGUCCUGGUGUAUUUAUUAACAUUAAUAAAAUAUAUUUAAACAUGUUUUCAAUAA